AUGGGUUGCACGGCUGCCAUUGUCUUCACAUGCUUUGGAGCUGCUUAUGGAACUGCCAAAUCAGGUGUUGGUAUCUCAGCUAUGGGUGUUUUGAGACCCGAUCUUAUCGUCAAGAAUAUUGUGCCCGUCAUUAUGGCUGGUAUCAUUGGUAUCUAUGGAUUGGUCGUUAGUGUUCUUAUAUCGGACGGAUUGAAACAGAAACAACCACUCUUCACUAGCUUCAUUCAACUUGGCGCUGGAUUGUCCGUUGGCCUGUCUGGGUUGGCUGCUGGAUUUGCAAUUGGUAUCGUUGGUGACGCUGGGGUAAGAGGGACCGCUCAGCAACCGAGGUUGUUCGUCGGAAUGAUCUUGAUUCUCAUUUUCGCCGAAGUCCUGGGUCUCUAUGGUCUCAUUGUCGCCCUGUUGAUGAACGCUAAGGCCGGUUCUGAUAUUGGAUGCGAAUAG
Messenger RNA from Endocarpon pusillum Z07020, 444 nucleotides. RefSeq names its product V-type proton ATPase proteolipid subunit. Gene Ontology annotation, cellular component: proton-transporting V-type ATPase, V0 domain. The transcript is spliced from 3 exons. The record is from RefSeq and is a predicted model, not a curated record. Gene Ontology annotation, molecular function: proton-transporting ATPase activity, rotational mechanism. NCBI's taxonomy places the organism in Eukaryota, Fungi, Ascomycota, Eurotiomycetes, Verrucariales, Verrucariaceae. Bases 1 to 444 code for a protein of 147 amino acids. Gene Ontology annotation, biological process: proton transmembrane transport.